GGAGUUAACGUGAAGGAGUGACGGACGAGUUGAAAUUAAUGUCUGUGGUUUUUUAUACUUUUCUGAAUUCCUGAUAUUCUAUGAACCGUUGCCAGCUCUUGUAGAAGUUCUUGACAUCUGAAGCUAUGCGGCGGAGUAAGGCUGAAGUGGAUCGCUACGUUUCCACAGUACAGAGUUCCUCUCCCUCACUAAAAGAGAAGCCAGUCAAAGGAUUUUUAUUUGCUAAAUUGUACUUUGAAGCAAAAGAAUACGAACUUGCAAAAAGACAUGUAUCGGAGUAUCUCAAAGUGCAGGAGAGGGAUCCCAAAGCUCAUAAAUUCCUUGGACAGCUCUAUGAGAGAGAGGGAGACAUCAAUAAGGCAGUUGGAUGUUACAAGCGCUCAGUGGACUUGAAUCCAGCACAGAGAGACCUGGUGCUGAAGGUGGCUGAAUUACUUGUCAGUAAGAAAGAGGCUGAUAGCAGAGCAGAGUUUUGGGUGGAGAAAGCUGCAAAGCUAUGGCCUGGGAACCCAGCAGUCUUCAACCUAAAGGAGCAGCUGUUGAGUCGUCAGGGUCAGCAGGGCUGGAACCAGUUGUUCGAUCUCCUCCAGGCUGAGCUUGCAGCGCGGCCAGCUGACGCCCAUGUAAACGUGAAGUUGGUUCAGCUAUUCUGUCAGGAUGGCCGGCUGGAAGAGGCUGUUAAACACUGCCUGGCUGCUGAGAAAAGGGGCCUGCUGCGCAACAGUCUGGACUGGUACACAGUGGUGCUGCACACUCUGCAGGAGUAUCUGGCUCAGCCCAAUGUCUCUAGCAAUGAGAAGACGUUUCGACUCCUCCAGAGAGAAGUGCUGCUGGUACACUGUAGCCUGCUGAGGCUCACGCUGUCAGAGAGCAGCGUGCAGCCAAGCCUUGAUGCACUCAAAGGAUUUGACCAAGCUAUGCAGACCCUGAGCAGCAUCGCCAGCCGUCACACAGAUGAUCUUUGCGAGGUUUUUGUGGAGAUGAGAGGUCACCUCUACCUGCAUGCUGCAACACUGCUGUUAAAGUUGGCUCAGGAUCGACAGCAGACCUGGAGGGCCAUCAUAGACCUGGCUGCACUGUGUUACCUGCUGGCAUAUCAGGUUCCCAGACCAAAGGCAAAAGUGACCAAAAGAGACCAGUCAGCCCCACAACUUCUGGAGCUGCUGGCCAAUGACCGACAGAGUCAAGCAGGACACAUGUUGUUUAACCUGAGCACUGCUUCGGCCACUUUAAUCAGAGAGGUGGUGGAAGCAUUUGGGAACCGCAGUGGUCAGGACUCUUUGUUUGAACUCCUUUGGGGUCCGCAGGCCUCAACCGGACCCUCAUUUAUUGCCAACGAUGACAUUCGUUCCAUUAGCGCUGUGGCUCCAGAGCUCUCUCAGCUGGCCAAAUGGGACACUGGCUCCAUUCUGUUACACAGUGGUGAUUUGCAACAUCUGAGUUGGUUGGGGCUGCAGUGGUCUCUCCUGGGCCAAAGACCACCCAUGCGGGACUGGCUACAACAACUUUUUCCAAGGUUAACAUUGGAAACAUCCAAGCUAGACACCAAUGCACCCGAGUCGAUCUGCCUGCUGGACCUGGAGGUGUUUUUAUAUGGUGUGGUGUUCUGUGGCCACUGUCAGCUCCAGGAGACAGCAAAGAUCAGCAGUGCAACAACCCAGCAGCAUCAGCAGCUCUUUGUGCCCCGCUGCCUUCCUCUUCCUCUGCUCCGCCUCUUAACCACUGACAGACAGAGGGAUUUGUGGGACGCCAUCUACAACCUUAUUCACAAACGAGCAGCUCCAGGCACGUCAGCCAAGCUACGGAUGAUUAUGCAACAUGGGCUGAGUACUCUGAGGGCCAGAGAGAAACAUGGGCUUCAACCUGCACUGGCCAUCCACUGGGCUCAAUGUCUUAGCCAGACGGGUGAUGGGGUGAACUCCUACUACGACCAGAAAGAGUACAUCGGCCGCAGCGUCCACUACUGGAGAGUUGUUCUCCCCUUCUUGGAGAAAAUCAAAAACAGACGCAGCAUACCCGAACCCCUUGAGCCCCUUUUUAAACACUUUAAUUCCAAGGAUAUUCAGAUAUCUUCUGUGAAAGGUUAUGAAGAAGAAGCAAACAUAGCAUAUGCUGUUCUCCUGGACAUCGAAGGCAGAACAGAGGAAGCAAUUGCCACCUUGGAAAGCAUCAAUAACAUGUCAUCCACCUGGCAUUUAGCACAGAUCUACCAGCGCUUGUCAGAGGAGGCCAGCAAUGGGGUUGAGGAAACCCAAGACAGAUGUAUAACAUUUCGGAGAAAGUUCAGAACCUAUCUGUCGAAGAUUUACAAUGCCAAUGCAGACGACAUCAACAAACUGCCUGUGUCCAUGGAGGAAAUUUUGGACCUCCUGAAUGAUGUAAACCAGCAGCUGGGGUUGAGUGGGGAGGACAUGGAUGAAGAGGACGAGAUGGAGUUAGAGCAUCAAAGAAGACCGGCUCACUCCAGUCCUGCUCAUUUGACGGAAACCAGCGCAACCAUAUCCCACAUCAAGUUUUCUACUCCUUCCCCCAACAAAAGCAUCAUCUCUCCUUCCAAAAGACUGAUUUCUCCCAAAACACCACCUCACUGGGUUGAAGAUCAGAAAAGUCUUCUUCAGAUGCUGUGUCAGCAAGUUGAAGCCCUGAAGAAUGAGGUUCAUGAUCUGAAACACAACGCGUCAGCAAGCGCAGGGUCUCCUCAUCAUAAAAUGUACAACGAGAGCUUCAGGGCAGAGGGUCUGCAGGAACCCUUUACCCCAGUCCAGUCCUACCAUGGAGCCCCCUUAACAGUUUCCACAACAGGGCCCUCGCUGUACUACAACCAGUCUCCAGGUUAUAAUUCUCAGUACCUCUUACGCACAGCAGCAAAUGUAACCCCCACUAAGGGUCCAAUGUAUGGUGUGAACCGUAUGCCGCCUCAGCAACAUAUGUAUGCCUACCAGCCGCCCACUCACACACCUCCUCUGCAGGCAGCCCCAACCUGCAUCUACCCACCACAAGAACAAGUGUUUGGUGCUCCCCUUCGAUUUGAGUCCCCAGCCACGAAUCUGCUUUCACCAUACAGUGAAGAAUAUUAUGGCCAGAAUGUUACCCAACAGACCACGAACCCUUCUCUGCCUGAGCCCGGCUACUUCACCAAGCCAUCUGUAGCCCCUGUUCAGCCACCAAAGAGUGUCGAGGGAAAGCCUGUAGACUUCGGGAAGCUCUCCUUCAACCAGCAGGCUGAAGUCCCUAGAUUGCCAAGUUUUGGCACAGGAGCCACUGCCCAGUCCACACCUUCGACCGCUUUUAAAUUCAAUUCCAACUUCAAAUCCAAUGAUGGAGAUUUCACUUUCUCUGCUUCCCAAGCCAAGCACAGCGAAAGUUUGCUUGGUUUACUCACAUCAGACAUUCCCACAAAAACGGAUGUUCUAGAGAAGCAUCCAGCCCAGGAGCAACCCCCUAGCCAAUCAAAUAUCUUCACCUUUGGCAAUAAAAAUAUUACAAGCUUCUCCUUUGUUGAUAGUGCACAGAACACAGCCAGCGGAGGUAUUUUUGGGAAGGUGGAGCAGCCAUUUAAAUUUGGGGAAGUCUCCAAGCCAGUGUUUGGUGUUGAUAUGCCUACAGCAGAGCAGGAGCGAGCUGUGGAAAGUGACAAUGACAGCACUCACGCUGAGGAAGAUGAAGAUGGGCCCCACUUUGAACCUAUUGUACCUCUUCCUGAUAAGGUAGAUGUGAAAACAGGCGAGGAAGAGGAGGAGGAAAUGUUUUGCAACAGGGCAAAGUUAUACAGAUUUGAUGCAGAGACAAAAGAGUGGAAAGAAAGGGGCAUUGGCAAUGUUAAAAUCCUCAGACACAACACUAAAGGGAAGGUCCGCCUCUUGAUGAGAAGAGAACAAGUCCUGAAGAUCUGUGCAAACCAUUACAUCACUGCUGAUAUGCUCCUGAAACCAAAUGCUGGCUCUGACAAAUCCUGGGUGUGGAAUGCCAUUGAUUAUGCGGAUGAAGAGCCGAAGCCCGAACAACUGGCCAUCCGCUUUAAAACAGUGGAUGAAGCAUCUCUAUUUAAAGCCAAGUUUGAGGAAGCCCAAAAAGUAGAAACCAAAUCUCCAGAAAAGCACACUCAGCAAGAGAGGAAAGAGGAGAGCUCAAAAGAUUCAGCAUCACUGGCAGCCCAGUUUGCACUUAAAGAAGGGGAAUGGGAGUGCACUGUGUGCUGUGUGAGAAAUAAACCCACAGAUGUGCAUUGUGUUGCAUGCCAAUCUCCUAAUCCCCAGUCUUCAUCAAAACCAGACAUUAAGACUGUUGCUGAAACCAAAACUAGUCCAUUUACUUUCAAAUUUGGUACUGAUUCAUCAAAACCGAGCAGUUCUGGCUCUAAAUUUACUGGUUUUGGUGCUUUUGGAGCCUCUGUACCCUCCACGUUUACAUUUGGUAUCAGCUCCUCAAAACCAGCCGACACAGCUACAAAUCCAUUUAGUUUUAGCUUUGGGUCACAGUCUGCCAAAAAGCCAGGACAGUGGGACUGCGACAAGUGUUCUGCAAAGAACGAGGCCUCUGCAGACAGUUGUGUUUCUUGUAAAGCUCUUAAAACUGCAGGUAAACCAACUGUCACAGCACAAGCACCACCAGCUACAGAUCAGACACCAACACAGCCCUCUGUUUCUACUGUUGAUGGUGGGUUUGGUGCACUGUUUCGCAAGAAGCCUGGACAGUGGGACUGUGAUGUGUGUGAAGUGAGAAAUGAAGCAUCUGCUGAUAAAUGUGUUGCGUGUAACAGCCCAAACCCUGCUGCAAAAUCAAAAGAUGGGGCCCAAGCAAAGCCCUCUGUUUCUACUGUUGAUGGUGGGUUUGGUGCACUGUUUCGCAAGAAGCCUGGACAGUGGGACUGUGAUGUGUGUGAAGUGAGAAAUGAAGCAUCUGCUGAUAAAUGUGUUGCGUGUAACAGCCCAAACCCUGCUGCAAAAGCAAAAGAUGGGGCCCAAGCAAAGUCAAAUCUAACAGCAGCAUCAGGAUUUGGGGCUGAUUUUUCCGAGAAAGGGGGGCAGUGGGACUGCAACACCUGCCUGGUUAGAAAUGAAGCAUCUGCAACCAAAUGUGUUUCCUGCAAUUCUUCCAACGACAAUCCCUCUUUAGAGGCCGUGUUUGGCAAGAAGGAAGGAGAAUGGGAUUGUGACUCUUGUCUGGUAAGAAAUGAUGCUUCUGCCAAUAAAUGUGUAGCAUGUCAGACCCCAAAUCCCAAUGCUAAAAGCACAAGUAGUUCUGCCCCCUCAGCCUCUACCUUCAGUUUUACCUUUAGAACCAAGGGCUCAUCAAGCCAGCCUGCUCCAACUGGAUUUUCAGUGCCAUUUGGAAGUGGCAGCACUUUUCAGUUUGGUCAAAAGGAAGAUGAAAGCUCAGCUUCAUUUAAGUUUGAAGCUCGUCAGUCUGCAGCAACUACAACUAAUUCUUCAGGUUUCUCUUUCUCGAUGCCUAUGUCAGCUGGUGGCUUCAAAUUUGGUAUUGAGGACACUGCAAAGGAUUCUGCCUCUUCUGAUGAUCAACCUCCAUCAGGGUCAGCCUCCAGUUUUCUUAAGAGCAUUGCUGACAAACACAAGGAGAAAGAACAUGCGCUGGCACCUUCAACAGGCCAAAUAGACCAGGAUCAGAAUCCAUUAAUUUCUGGAAAAGCCAAUACUUUCAGUUUUGCAGACUUGGCUAAAUCCUCUGGAGGAAACUUCCAAUUUGGCCAGAAAGAUCCUGAUUUCAAAGGUUUCUCUGGGGCUGGAGAACAGGUUUUCUCAGCAUCCCCCACCAAGACAGAAUCCACAAACGAGCAGGAAGAUGACGGCAUGUAUAAAACAGAGGAAAAUGAUGACAUCCAGUUUGAACCAGUGGUACAAAUGCCUGAGAAGGUGGAGCUGGUAACGGGUGAGGAGGAUGAACAGGUCCUGUAUUCUCAGCGCGUCAAACUUUUCAGAUUUGAUUCCAGCACCAGUCAGUGGAAAGAACGUGGUGUAGGAAUCUUAAAAUUCCUGAAAAACAGUACUAAUGGGCGACUAAGGGUGCUGAUGAGAAGAGAGCAAGUUCUGAAGGUGUGUGCAAACCACUGGAUCACCACCACUAUGAACCUCAAGCCACUGGCAGGCUCAGACAAAGCUUGGAUUUGGAUGGCAAACGAUUUCUCUGAUGGAGAUGCUAAACCCGAACAGUUGGCUGCCAAAUUUAAAACUCCAGAGCUCGCUGAGGAGUUCAAGGAGAAGUUUGAAGAGUGUCAGAGACUCCUCCUGGAUAUCCCUCUGCAAACUCCUCACAAACUGGUUGACACUGGCAGAACAGCACACCUCAUUCAGAAAGCAGAGGAAAUGAAAUCUGGUUUGAAAGACCUGAAAUCAUUUUUGACGGAUGAGAAAACAAAAAUCAAAGAUGAUGACACACAAGGAGAGAAAACAACCUCUGGUGACGUUUCAAGCCUUGUGAUCAGGCCUCAUGGUGAAACCACAGGUCCCACCUUGGAGUGGGAUAACUACGACCUAAGAGAGGAAGCUUUAGAUGACACAGCUGACUCAUCUGUCUAUGCCUCCCCCCUUGCCAGCAGCCCUCUGAGAAAGAAUCUUUUCCGAUUUGGGGAAUCCACCAGUGGGUUUAGCUUCAGUUUCCAACCUUGCAUCAGUCCCUCCAAGUCUCCUUCUAAACUUAACCAGAGCAGAGCCUCAGUGGGCACUGAUGACGAGCAGGACACAACCCAAGAUGAAGAGCGGGAUGGACAGUACUUUGAGCCUGUGGUCCCUUUGCCCGAUUUGGUGGAGACUUCUACAGGAGAAGAAAAUGAACAAGUGGUCUUCAGCCACAGAGCCAAACUGUAUCGUUAUGACAAGGAAGUAGGACAGUGGAAGGAGAGGGGCAUUGGAGACCUCAAGAUCUUGCAGAAUUUGAACACCAAACGAGUGAGGUUGAUCAUGAGGAGAGACCAAGUAUUGAAGCUCUGUGCCAACCACUGGAUCACAGCAUUUAUGAGACUGGAACCUAUGAAAGGUGCAGAGAAAGCUUGGGUCUGGAGUGCAGCAGACUACUCUGAAGGAGAAGAGGGUAAAAUUGAGCAGCUGGCUGUGAGAUUCAAGCUGCAGGACACUGCAAAUACAUUCAAACAGGUCUUUGACGAGGCCAAGGUUGCACAUGAAAAAGAAGAGCUUAUGGCUCCGGCGACUUUGCGAGUUGCUGCAGCACAAGACAGCGGCACAGCAGGAUCUGCAGACGCUGCUACAACUGUAUGUGGCAAGGCGGCGAUUGCUGUCCUGGAAGAAACGACAAAGGAACGUACAGAGCUCUCUACUGACAGCAGGACGUCUGCAGAUGGAUCCCAGAGCCCAGUCAACCCCAUGAAGAAUGUGGUGUCUCCCCCUAAAUUUGUCUUUGGCACCGAUUCCGUUCAGAAGAUCUUUGGCCCUCCUAAAUCUCAGUCAGAAACUCCAUCAUCUGCAUCGAGUGUCAAAGUCCAGGAGUCUGGAGGUCCUGCCAAGACUACACUUGUAGCUCCUGCAUUCAAAAUGAAUACAGAUUCCCCUCAAGCAGGAGGAGGCAGCUCACGGGCAGACGAGGACUCUGAGGUAGAGGUUGUAUACGUUAGGGAACCCACUGCAGAGCAGGCAGCUUUAGCCAAAAAACUCCUGCUGCCUCACACCUUCUUCUGCUACAAGAAUGAACCGGGCUACACCAGCGACACUGAAACCGAUGAUGAGGACUAUGAGUCAGCAGUGAGAGCCUUGAACGGGAAGCUCUACCCUGAUCCUCCUGCGACCGCGGCUGCUGCUUGUAAUGAUGAGCCAGACUGCCAGGUUGUGUGGGAGAAAACGCCAACACCAGAAGAGGAGGAGAAGGCAAAGAGCCUCCAGCUUCCUAAUACAUUCUUCUGUGGCCUGAGCACAACAGACAGCGACCCAGACCAAGACAAGCCCGAAGAUUUUGAGACCGAAGUCCGCAAAGCACAGCAAGACCUAGUCGCCGAGUUCAACAAGACUCAGGAGGCCUCAAGCAGUCCAGCAGAAGAUCAAGAAACUCCAGCCUCAGGCCUGUCAUCCAGCAGUGCAGAAGUUGCAGACAGCACAUCUACACCAGACCAGCCAACGGAGACUCGCACUGUAACUUCCAGCAGCAGCUCUCCUAUUGACCUGUCGACUAAGAAGAGUCAAGAACAAGAGACAAACACAGAGACCGAUGCAGCUGCCGCCACUUCAACUGAUGCAGCAGCCACAGUUUUGACUGCCACACCAGCCAGUCAUGACUCCACCUUUGGCUUCGACUCCAUUGCAGGAUUUUCUUUUGCUGACUUGGCCAAAAGCACAGAGGGAUUUGCGUUUGGAAAGCAAGACUCUAAUUUCUCAUGGGCCAAUGCUGGAGCUACGAUAUUUGGGUCUGCUGUGUCCUCUGAACCUAAAAACAAUGGUGAGGAGGAGGGAAGUGAUGAGGAGGAGACUUCUAACAAUGAGGACAUUCACUUUGAGCCGAUAGUAUCCCUUCCUGAGGUGGAGACAAAGUCUGGAGAAGAAGAUGAGGAGAUCCUGUUUAAGGAGCGGACCAAGUUGUACCGAUGGGACCGGGAUCUCGGCCAGUGGAAAGAGCGUGGCGUUGGCGACAUAAAGAUCCUGUACCACCCCAGCAAACAUUUCUACCGAAUCCUAAUGAGAAGGGAUCAGGUGCUGAGGGUUUGUGCCAACCACACAAUCUCACAUACGAUGGAGCUUAAACCCAUGAACGCCUCGGCUAACGCGCUCAUCUGGACUGCCACUGACUACUCGGAUGGCGAUGCUGUUGUGGAACAGCUGGCUGCCAAAUUUAAAACCCCUGAAAUAGCUGAAUCCUUCAAGAAGAUUUUCUGUGAGUGUCAGAGCCGCAUGGGUCAAACCAGCGUCGAUGCUACUUGCGUCUUGUCACCACAGAUGUCCAGAGUCCAGGAGCACUCCAGAGAGACUAACCCACAGGUGUUCCUUAAAAUGGCUGCUGAUGACCAGCCGCUGGGCACCAUCACUAUAGAGCUUUUCUCUCAUAUUGUUCCUAAAACUGCAGAAAACUUCAGGGCUCUCUGCACCGGAGAGAAAGGCUUUGGGCUGAGGGACUCCAUCUUCCACAGGGUCAUACCAGAUUUCAUGUGUCAGGGUGGUGAUAUCACCAAUAACAAUGGCACAGGAGGAAAAUCCAUCUACGGCAGAGCGUUUGAGGAUGAAAACUUUGAUGUCCGGCACACAGGCCCUGGGAUCCUAUCGAUGGCCAACCGCGGACGUGACACCAACAACUCACAGUUCUUCAUAACCCUAAAGAAAGCCGAGCACCUGGACUUCAAACACGUGGCUUUCGGCUGGGUGCGAGACGGCAUCGAUGUGGUGCAGCAGAUGGGAGAGCUGGGCACAAAGGGAGGCACUCCCACCAAGAAGCUGGUCAUUACAGACUGUGGACAGUUGCACCUCUGAAUAUUAAGAUUUACGGCUCUGUUUAGGUCAAAUUUAAAAGUCAACAGAUUUUAGAUAAUUACAUGUCCUACGUGCAGUAUUCAUCCUUCUGUGGAAGAUGAAAACAUUAGGCUCUGGUCACAGGAAUACAGGUAAAUACCAUCUGUCACUCAAACUUGCUCCCACUAGUGUGGCAUCUGCAUUUAUAUUUCAGUCCUAUUAUGUCCUAAGAAAUGGGAAACAGAAGUAUGGGAGGAUGCUUUUGGAGAAAGUAUACCUUUGCACUUACACCUUUAAUUGUCUGUCAAUAAUUUCUCCUGUUCAUUUUGUGUAUAAUUGUACAGUAACUACUACUUAAUGUUUUUUUUUCUCUUGCUUGUGUUUAAUUUGAAUGUGCUGGUCUUCUUUGUAAGUUUCACUCUGGAAUGUUAUAUUUCCCUUUUUUGAAGGAGUCUUAAACAUAGUUAAAAAGCAAGCUUUGUAAUUGAAUUCUCCAAUUAGUUUGUUACCAUGCCCCGGCCUUCUCUCAAAAAGCUGCCUUUGGUAAAUUUUUACUGGAAGGCAUCCCUGUUGAUUUUUCUUUAUGUGAGUAUAUUUGCAGUGGAGAUAACUGGACUUCAUAUCUGCCCUCUUAAACCGAAGUCCCAGGGUGUCCAGAUGACUACACAUCUGGUUUUACUUUUAAAGAUGAGACCCAUUAACAUUUCUAAAUUGAGAUGAUCACAAUAAACAUUGAAAUGGUGCUUGUUGUACCAAAAUAUGCUGGUAAGAAAUAAAGUUGCUUUACAAGUAA
Molecule: messenger RNA, 10194 nt
Organism: Melanotaenia boesemani (Boeseman's rainbowfish)
Lineage: Eukaryota; Metazoa; Chordata; Actinopteri; Atheriniformes; Melanotaeniidae
Gene: ranbp2
Product: RAN binding protein 2
Exons: 30
Coding region: 126-9422 (3098 amino acids)
Biological process (GO): NLS-bearing protein import into nucleus; protein peptidyl-prolyl isomerization
Cellular component (GO): nuclear pore; cytoplasm
Molecular function (GO): peptidyl-prolyl cis-trans isomerase activity; GTPase activator activity; protein binding
Source: RefSeq, a predicted model, not a curated record